Trypanosoma brucei brucei TREU927 is the source of this 1350-nucleotide messenger RNA. Its product is annotated as elongation factor 1-alpha. Gene Ontology annotation, biological process: translational elongation; translation. Bases 1 to 1350 code for a protein of 449 amino acids. NCBI's taxonomy places the organism in Eukaryota, Euglenozoa, Kinetoplastea, Trypanosomatida, Trypanosomatidae. The record is from RefSeq and is a predicted model, not a curated record. The transcript has a single exon. Gene Ontology annotation, molecular function: GTP binding; GTPase activity; translation elongation factor activity.
AUGGGAAAGGAAAAGGUGCACAUGAAUCUUGUGGUGGUGGGCCACGUCGAUGCCGGUAAAUCCACUGCAACGGGUCACUUGAUCUACAAGUGCGGUGGUAUUGACAAACGUACGAUCGAGAAGUUCGAGAAAGAAGCUGCCGACAUUGGUAAGGCCUCAUUCAAGUACGCAUGGGUGCUGGACAAGCUGAAGGCUGAGCGCGAACGUGGUAUCACGAUCGACAUUGCACUGUGGAAAUUCGAGUCACCCAAGUCUGUCUUCACUAUUAUUGAUGCUCCUGGGCACCGUGACUUCAUCAAGAACAUGAUCACCGGCACAUCGCAAGCCGACGCAGCCAUCCUCAUCAUUGCCUCUGCGCAGGGUGAGUUCGAGGCUGGUAUCUCCAAGGAUGGACAGACCCGCGAGCACGCGUUGCUGGCCUUCACUUUGGGUGUGAAGCAGAUGGUUGUGUGCUGCAACAAGAUGGACGACAAGACUGUGAACUACGGACAGGAGCGGUAUGACGAGAUUGUGAAGGAGGUGUCUGCUUACAUCAAGAAGGUUGGGUACAACGUGGAGAAGGUGCGCUUCGUCCCCAUCUCCGGAUGGCAGGGCGACAACAUGAUUGAGAAAUCCGAGAAGAUGCCAUGGUACAAGGGUCCAACGCUCCUGGAGGCACUAGACAUGCUGGAGCCACCAGUGCGUCCGAGCGACAAGCCCCUGCGUCUGCCACUGCAGGACGUGUACAAGAUCGGUGGUAUUGGCACCGUGCCCGUUGGUCGUGUGGAGACCGGCGUGAUGAAGCCUGGUGAUGUGGUGACGUUUGCCCCCGCCAACGUGACGACCGAGGUGAAAUCGAUCGAGAUGCACCACGAGCAGCUCGCUGAGGCGACCCCCGGUGACAACGUCGGCUUUAACGUGAAGAACGUUUCUGUAAAGGACAUCCGCCGUGGCAACGUCUGCGGUAACACCAAGAACGACCCCCCAAAGGAGGCCGCCGACUUCACGGCACAGGUGAUCAUCCUGAACCACCCCGGACAGAUUGGAAACGGUUAUGCGCCCGUGCUGGACUGCCACACAUCGCACAUUGCCUGCAAGUUCGCGGAGAUCGAGUCGAAGAUCGACCGUCGCUCUGGCAAGGAGCUGGAGAAGGCUCCCAAGUCGAUCAAGUCUGGCGACGCCGCGAUCGUGCGCAUGGUGCCGCAGAAGCCUAUGUGCGUGGAGGUCUUCAACGACUACGCGCCACUCGGCCGCUUUGCCGUGCGUGACAUGCGCCAGACCGUCGCUGUCGGUAUCAUCAAGGCCGUGACCAAGAAGGACGGUUCUGGUGGUAAGGUGACGAAGGCUGCGGUGAAGGCUUCGAAGAAAUAA